Molecule: messenger RNA, 1110 nt
Organism: Penicillium bovifimosum
Lineage: Eukaryota; Fungi; Ascomycota; Eurotiomycetes; Eurotiales; Aspergillaceae
Exons: 1
Coding region: 1-1110 (369 amino acids)
Biological process (GO): positive regulation of transcription from RNA polymerase II promoter by glucose
Cellular component (GO): nucleus
Molecular function (GO): sequence-specific DNA binding
Source: RefSeq, a predicted model, not a curated record
AUGGCUUCCCAGAAUAUUUCCAGCAUUGCCAUGGCUCUUGCUGGCAAGACUGCCUCAGUUGAUAUCCCUCAGCGCCGUUCGGGCCUGAGUGGUGGCCAUAUGCCCCCGCGACCCGGACAACCAGCGAUGCUGCCCACGCCACCCAACUCUAUUUCGCCCAACCUCCCUCCUCAGACCUUCAAGCAACGCGUCGCUCUGUCGCCAGGCUCGCCACUGUCGACAGUCCCCCAGUUGGACUCCGAUAUCGAUCUCCAGGACGCGGUGGAUCAUGCGAACAGUCAUAACACCCCCCAGCCUGCCGACAGCCUCGACAGCACGGGCGCGAUCACCCCUGCCAUGCUCGCCAAGCACCAUCUCCCCGAGAUCUUGCUCCAGCAGGGCCCGCUGGCCAUUCGCCAUGUCAUGGCUCAUCUGACCACGUCGGUCCCUGGCUUUUCGCGCAUCCCCCCGGCUAAGGCGCGCAGACUGGUUGUUGCGGCGUUGGAAGGCCGCGGGAAUGGAGGAGAGACAGGAGGCGACGUGGUGUUUGAGAAGAUCGGUUGGGGUCGCUGGGACGCGCGCCGUCGCGGUGAGCCUGCCCAGGAUCGUGAUUUGAACGCGUCGGCGUCGCCUCCUUCCAGUAUCGCGGGCUCGUUCCAGCAGCGCGGCCUGCAGAUCCAGGGUCAGUCGGGUUGGCAGGGUGGCAGCCGUCAUCCUUAUCGUAUGAGCUUCGCCGAAUCCACCGCCUUCUCGUACACCGAUGAUUACGGUAUGCACGGAGACCUCGACAUGUUGGAGCACGAGGCCGACAAGAUGUCUCUCGAUGGCGAUGAUGGCGAGUACUGCUCUUCCUCGGAGGCUCCUGAUGAGAUUCAGGAAAACGAAUGGGAUGAAGGCGAUGCCACUGAUGAAGAGGACUGGGCGCAGAUUGGCGCGGAUGCGUUGCGCGCCCGCUCCAUGAACAACAACGGCAGUUUCAUCGACGGUCACGUCACUGCUCGAGCGAAGCCUCAGCCUUCGGGUAUUUUCCCCGCCACUUGCCCAACUCCUGCCGUCAAAUUCGCACCUCGCAUCUUCGACACCCAGGAACGCACUGCUGUGGAGGCGCUCCUCCGCCUGGGUUCCUCAUAA